GAGAAUAGCGCAGGCAGUGGAAAAGCGGCACAGUGACACAACAAGGGUGAAAGUGGAGAGACAAUUUUCCGUAAAAGGCGUUACGUAGCCCAGCGAGGUUUUCAUGUUUAUUCCGCUAGAGAAAGAAGGGGCGGCCCCUGAUCUAGAAACAACCAACUCUGUCCCUUGUCCUCUCAUAUGGGUCUAACGGAGGAAAUAGCCUACUAGAAUAGAACAGAGCUUUAGACUACUACAUUGUGAUAGCCUACAGUCCUGUCUGGAGCGAAGCUUUAGCACAAACGAAUAGAGUGAACACUACAAUAGAUCAGAGGAACAGCUCGAACGCCAAGAUGCCCCUGGCACAGUUGCCAGAUCCCUGGCAGAAGAUGACACUGGGGCGGGCGACGAGCGAGGAUGCCCAUCGUCAUGUUCUGGAGGAUUCUAUUGGAGAGGAUGAUUCUAUGUCCUGUAACGAGGACGAGAGUGUCAAUGAAAUCAACAUCACCAACCAUACCAAGGAGGGGUCAGAGAAGGGUGACCCUCGACAGUUCGAGCUCCGCAAGGUCCUAGGACAAGGCUCCUUCGGAAAGGUGUUCCUGGUCAAGAAGGCUACAGGUCCAGAUGCAGGACAGCUCUAUGCCAUGAAGGUUCUGAAGAAAGCCACACUGAAAGUGCGUGACAGGGUGAGGACUAAGAUGGAGAGAGACAUUCUGGUGGAGGUCAACCAUCCCUUCAUCGUUAAACUGCACUAUGCAUUCCAAACAGAAGGGAAACUUUACCUCAUCCUGGACUUCCUACGAGGAGGAGACCUCUUCACACGACUGUCUAAAGAGGUGAUGUUCACAGAGGAGGAUGUGAAGUUCUACCUGGCAGAGUUGGCCCUGGCGCUGGACCACCUUCACAGCCUGGGCAUCAUCUACAGAGACCUCAAACCAGAGAACAUUCUGCUAGACGAGGAGGGACACAUUAAGCUGACGGACUUCGGCCUCAGUAAGGAGUCUAUAGACCAUGAGAACAAGGCCUAUUCGUUCUGUGGGACGGUGGAGUACAUGGCUCCGGAGGUGGUCAACAGGAGAGGCCACACCACCAGCGCUGAUUGGUGGUCCUACGGCGUGCUCAUGUUUGAGAUGCUGACCGGAACACUACCAUUCCAGGGGAAAGACCGCAAGGAGACCAUGACCAUGAUCCUCAAGGCUAAGUUGGGGAUGCCACAGUUUUUGAGUUCCGAAGCCCAGAGUCUCCUGAGGAACCUUUUCAAACGCAACCCUACUAACAGGCUAGGGGCCGGCCCAGACGGGGUGGAGGAGAUUAAAAGACAUCACUUCUACUGCACCAUAGACUGGAACAAACUGUUCCGUAGAGAGCUCCACCCUCCCUUCAAACCUGCUACGGGACGACCGGACGACACCUUCUAUUUCGACCCAGAGUUCACCGCUAAAACACCCAAAGAUUCCCCGGGGGUUCCGCCCAGUGCCAACGCCCACCAGCUGUUCCGAGGAUUCAGCUUUGUAGCCAUUACAUCAGAGGAAGAGACACAACCACUACAGACUACUGUAGUACAGCAGCUACACAGGAAUAUGUCCCAGCUGUCAGAAGCAUAUGAAGUCAAGGAGGAAAUAGGACUGGGAUCAUACUCUGUCUGCAAACGCUGUAUACACAAGGCCACUGGCAUGGAGUACGCGGUUAAAAUCAUCAGUAAGGCCAACAGAGACCCAACAGAGGAGGUGGAGAUCCUAAUGAGAUACGGACAACAUCCCAACGUCAUCACACUAAAGGAUGUGUUUGAUGACGGUAGGACAGUGUAUCUGGUCACAGAGCUGAUGAAGGGAGGAGAGCUGCUGGAUAAAAUACUGAGACAGAAGUUCUUCUCAGAGAGAGAAGCUAGCGCUGUCCUAUACACCAUCACCAAGACUGUUGAGUACCUACACAUACAGGGGGUGGUGCACAGGGACCUGAAGCCCAGUAAUAUCCUGUAUGUGGAUGAGAGUGGGAACGCUGAGUCCAUCAGGAUCUGUGACUUUGGUUUUGCCAAGCAGCUGAGAGCUGAGAACGGCCUGCUGAUGACGCCGUGCUACACAGCUAACUUUGUAGCUCCAGAGGUGUUGAAGAAGCAGGGUUAUGAUGCUGCCUGUGACAUCUGGAGUCUAGGAGUCCUACUCUACACUAUGCUCACAGGGUUCACUCCGUUUGCCAACGGUCCAGAGGACACACCAGAGGAGAUCCUGGCUCGGAUCGGCAGCGGGAAGUUCUCUCUGACCGGAGGAUACUGGAACUCUGUUUCAGCAGAGGCCAAGGAGCUGGUGUCUAAGAUGUUACACGUGGACCCCCACCAGCGUUUGACAGCCGGCCAGGUGUUGUGUCAUCCCUGGGUCACACACCGAGACCACCUGCCCAAGUUCACACUGACCAGACAGGACGCUCCACACCUGGUCAAGAGCGCCAUGGCAGCCACCUACUCUGCCCUCAACAGGAACGUUCCACCUGUCCUGGACCCCGUGGGAUGUUCCACUCUAGCCCAACGGAGGGGGGUGAAGAAACUCACCUCCACUGCCCUCUGACCGUUGACAUUUCACCUCAGACUUAUAACCCUGCUAGAGCUCUGCUCAGACAGACAGACCUGGUUCCUCAGAUGACCUGGACAGAACUCUGAUGCACCUGGGACCCCCCUGACCCUGCUCAGUUAUUAACUAACCCAGUGGUCUUCACCCCUGGUGCUAUAGCUCUGUUGGACCAGGGCUGGAACUACAGCCUAUAGCUCUGUUGGAUCAGGGCUGGAACUACAGCCUACAGCUCUGUUGGACCAGGGCUGGAACUACAGCCUAUAGCUCUGUUGGAUCAGGGCUGGAACUACAGCCUAUAGCUCUGUUGGACCAGGGCUGGAACUACAGCCUAUAGCUCUGUUGGAUUAGGGCUGGAACUACAGCCUAUAGCUCUGUUGGAUCAGGGCUGGAACUACAGCCUAUAGCUCUGUUGGACCAGGGCUGGAACUACAGCCUAUAGCUCUGUUGGACCAGGGCUGGAACUACAGCCUAUAGCUCUGUUGGACCAGGGCUGGAACUACAGCCUAUAGCUCUGCUGGACCAGGGCUGGAACUACAGCCUAUAGCUCUGUUGGACCAGGGCUGAUGGUGACCACAUUGUAGCGUCUCUCCAGUCUUUGCUUUGGACAAUUCGUGUUGCCUCUAGACUCAAGAGACAAUUGUCAGGAACAUGGAUGUGCUGUAUUUAGAUGUCUGUACUUCUGGGAACAUUUGAGAUACCUGCAUUAUGCAUUUAAGACCCAUAUUAAAAUGAUGAUGAAGUGUAUAAUGUAGCUCUGUGUAUAAACCUAAGUAGCCUCAAAGACAGUACAAUAUGAAGAUAGGCUAAAACGGCUUCUCCAAUAGAAAUCCCAGACCACACUUUUCGGCAAUGUUAUGGCGAUGUUGGCUAGCUAAGCUCAUGCGUAGAAACAUGUCAUUGGGUCUAACGGUCGUCUCAUGUCAAAUCAAAGGCACUCCUUCCAUAUCAUUUUUGGGGAAAAUGUGUCCGUUAGUCAAUUUCACAAGGUUGGAGUAAUAACACGUUCAACUACUUAAGAAAUUGGAUCAAUUAUAGGUUGUGGAUUUAGAUUUUGAGAAAAUGAACAACUAAGGAAGAAUGUUUUACUUCUCUCAUUGACUUCACAACCCCCAAACCCUGGUCAGCUUGGUCUGUUUCGCGUUCACAGAUGUCUAACGAUGUUGCAUCUCUGGGUUUAGAAAAUCUGUGGUAACCUCUUCUGUGACUGAGUCAUCAGACAGGGACAAAACUAGUGAUGUCAUCGGAGAGCAGGUAGAGCUCCACUGACCCCACCCCCUAUGUAGAGACAAGCUCCUCCCAGUCAGCCACAACAUCCAGAGUGAGGCCAGUCUGGACUGAGGUCCAAUCAUGGCUUUGGUGGGCCAGUCUGGGCACAGCCUGCCCUGUCCACGCCACACCUCAACAUUUACAGACACCAAGGGAAACCUGAUCCUCGACCAGUGUUAAGCAGUGGUUAUCUGGACAGCGAGUCUGUGUAUAUGUUGAUGCCUUCAAAUGCUCCUCAGGACUCCUCUGAACCUUGUGUUUCCCAGUUCCUAGGUACAUUUGAAAGCAGCAUGCUUGGAUGACGCAAUGAGGAGUCUGUGUCCGACACUGAACUGACACUACUGUUCCAGUACAGCAGCUCAGGUUUCUAGAUGAAAUACCAAGCAUUUUAUAAGUCCAUUAACUGUGUCAUGUAAGCACACAGGUGGGUGGGAGAGGUCCAUGGAUGUAGAAAUGUGUGGAUAGAAGGGACAUGAUAUUUUAUGCUGAAUUGAACCCUUUCAACCUGCCAUCUGGAAUGGCAUGACACAGUUGUGGAGGUAAUCCAGUAUGUUACUGUAUGGGCCAGCUGGCACCUGCUGACUUCUGGUCAAUCCCUUUAAAACACUGUCUGUCUAAUUGAAUGAAAAAAAUAUGUAGCUACAGUAUCAAUGACUUGUAGCAGUAGUAUUGAAUUAAUGAGCUGAUCCUGGAUCGCUCUCCCUCAGCUCUUCUGUAUGUGUUGUAACACAGUCUUUCAGGUUCUGCUUGACUGGUAGCAGAGCUGUAAGCUUGUGUGUUUGAGAUGUCUGUAUGUUUUUUUCCCCUUCCAGUGUGAGAGUAGAUGAGAUGUAUUUUUUCUCUCCUUCCUCUGUCCCUAUCCAGUGGAGAUAGUGUCCCUUCCUCCACCCCUGCUGCUGUCUCCUCUCUCUGGUUUUGUAUCUCAGUGGAGUCACAGUAGGACUUUGUAUUGAACAUAAUAAAAAUACCUUCAGUAUA
Messenger RNA from Oncorhynchus mykiss (rainbow trout), 4784 nucleotides. NCBI's taxonomy places the organism in Eukaryota, Metazoa, Chordata, Actinopteri, Salmoniformes, Salmonidae. The record is from RefSeq and is a predicted model, not a curated record.